Molecule: messenger RNA, 447 nt
Organism: Rotaria sordida
Lineage: Eukaryota; Metazoa; Rotifera; Eurotatoria; Philodinida; Philodinidae
Source: the annotation of a GenBank genome assembly
AUGAUUAAUGAAAAAACAUUAACAUUAAUAUUAAUGUUAAUGUUUUCAUUAAUCAUUAAUAUUAAUGAAUUAAAUAUUCUCAUUGCUAAAAAACAUCUAUUUCGCAAUCGUGUUCCAUGUGGUUGUGGUGAUGGUACAGUAAAUUUUGUAGCUCGAACAAAUAUUGAAUAUAUUCAUGAUAUUGAAAUACGUGAAGAAGGUGGAACAUCAGAUAUUAUUGGUUCUAUUAGAGCUGGUUUAGUUUUUCAAUUAAAAGAAUCUUAUACAUACGAACCUUCCACAGGUGUUUGGCAUUAUCAACAUAAAUAUGCUAAGAAUCAAUUAUCGAAUUAUUAUAGUUUAAAACAAAUUAAUUAUGAAAAUAGACAUAUGAAACCGAAUAAUUCAGAAUUUAAUAAACAAAAUACAACUUUUUCAUCAAUCAAAGGAUAUUUCUAUACUAAAUGA